Molecule: messenger RNA, 6217 nt
Organism: Xiphophorus maculatus (southern platyfish)
Lineage: Eukaryota; Metazoa; Chordata; Actinopteri; Cyprinodontiformes; Poeciliidae
Gene: arhgef40
Product: pleckstrin homology domain-containing family G member 4B-like
Exons: 27
Coding region: 296-5506 (1736 amino acids)
Molecular function (GO): guanyl-nucleotide exchange factor activity
Source: RefSeq, a predicted model, not a curated record
AUUCCCACUCUGGGAAAUCCAGCGCAGACCGUGGAGGACAACAGAGGAGGACAUGUAACUUUUUUUCCUCUUCCCAUGCUGAAAACCUUUAUUUAUUUACAUUUUUCCCUUCUUUUUUUCUUUCAUUUUUCUUUUUAAAGAAGGGGAGACAUUGAAAGCUGGAAAAGCAUCUGACGACGGAGAGGCGAUGGGAGGCGGACGAUGAGCGAGAGGAGAAAGUUUGGUGGAGAAUGCAGAGAGGAAGCGGAGCCAGGAAAAGGAGCUGAGGACUAUGUAGGAAUUCCUGACUGAAGUCAUGGGUUCGGAGGCAAUGGAGGACUGCGUGCAGGGGGCGCUCUCGUCGCUUUAUCCGCCGUUCGAGAGCACGGCGCCACCCCUCCUCUCUCAGGUCUUCUCGGUCCUGGAGUCAACCUAUCAACACGACAGCCUGCGCUACCUCCUGGACUAUUUCGUACCUGCCAAGCAUCUCCUGCACAAGCUCCAGCAGCAUGCCUGUUCUCAGUAUUUGGGAUGCUUGUUCCUUCACUCCGGCUGGCCCCUCUGCCUUGGAGAGAAAGUGGUUGUUCAGCUCUCCACCUUGGACUGGAGGCUCCUGCGCAGUAAUGACUUCUACCUUCAGGUGGUGCCCUUUUCUACUCGCUGCCCACGACUGGCCCUAAAAUGUCUGGCACCCGGGGGUCGCACCGUGCAAGAAAUCUUGGUGCCCGAGUCACAGCAUCCCCUGGUGUUUACCUCCGAGUGGCUCCACAGUAUCAACAAAGAACGGGGUCACAAGAGAGAAGUUGGAGGGGGACUCGACACCUGUCUGGUCAGUACAUGCGAUGGUGUGGUACGAGUGCCAUGGAAGGAAAUAGUCUACCCAAAAUUCCUCCAUGACCCUUCUGAGGAGCUUGGCCUGGGUUCCAACCGCCUUUCCAGUGAGGGGGGCAGCAGCCUCGGAGGGUGGGGUGGCUCCUCCUCAGGAGACAUGGACUCCUGGUCCUGGGAUGAUGAAGACGACGACAGUCUACCACCAAACUGCAUGGACUCUGACCCUGCCAUCAGACGGCGGCGCAGCGAAGACGGCCUUGGGCGGACUGCGAGGCAGCCUCAGAUGGAUGGGGAUUAUGUGGAGCUUUUGGAACCCAGAGGAGGACCUGAUGGAGGCGUUGACACCAAGCAGAGGUAUUUGGAGAUGCAUGGGAUUUGUAAGACCAGAACUUUGCCCUUAUGCAGGAGAGGUAAGGCCAUCAAACUUCGCAAAGGAAAAGCUUGGGGUUAUGCAAAACCUGAAAGAUCGGGAAGCUUUCGGGGUGCCUAUAGUACCAAAGAGAAGGAGGCAAAUCCAAAGGAUGACUUGCUACCGCCAAAGCCUCCAACAACGGUUUCAGGAUCUACCAGAGAAAGACAGUCUUACUCCUCCUCUGCUCAUGAUUCAGAUGAAGGAGAUAAAACAAGCAGAGACAAAAAUAGCUUGGAAAGCCGCAGCCCUUAUUUUGAUGUUCCAUUAAAAGAAAGGAGACCUGGUGUGGGCAAGGAAAGAGACAGCAACGGGUUCCCACAACCGUCCCGAGAUGGACACCAAAAUAAAGACUCCCAGAGAAGCGACAACUUAAUAGCAAACGAAAUCUACGACAUAAGCCAUAAAAGUGGCCAUGAUGUUGAGGGUCAAUCGGAUCAUGGCUCACAUUCAGACUCUGUGUUUGAGGAUGCAGAUAAACCACUGAGUGGAGACAGCGAGGCUGUUACGCCAACAUCGGACGCACCGGAGAGGCUAUUUACUGGAGUCUCUGAAAGCAAAGAUACAUCCAACGUUCAGUCUAAGACGAGGAACUCAUCGAAGCCAAAGACUCCAGAUGAAAGGGCCGAAAGGCAGACAGAGGACAGAGUGUGCCCCAGAGGAAAAGAAGUUAAAACUGCCGGAUUCAGAGCUCCACGGAGGAAACGGAAGGGAAAGGGCGCCAAAGGAAAGGCUAGGUCUGGUGGCAAAAACCAAAAAGGCACAAAACUACAGGGUAAAAGUCCUCUGCCAAGUCCCACAGCCCACUCUGCAACUACAAAGCUGCUAAUCCCAGAGGAAAAGAAGGCAGAGGAAACAGAAAAGAUUGACAAACCUGAUGGAGUGCCCUCAACUGACACUAAAGGGAAGGAAAACACAAGGAAAGGCAAUGGAACUGAGACAGAAGGUGGAUCGUUGCCUGUGUGCAAUGGUCAGUCAAGCACGUCUUCAUUAAACCACUUGACUGUGGAGGCUGGAUCACCGGAGACAUGUUCUGACCAGAUAAAUGGUGUUACCUCUAAAGAGCCGGCGCUUUUAAGGGAACUGGAUACAGAAUUACUUCAGUCAGGGAAGCUUCAGCUGACAGGUACAGUGGACAGAUUGGGGCGAGCUCUGGUUUUCACAGAUGCAGGCGCGUCUGAGGAGGGGGUCUGCUCGGAGGAGGUGGCGCGGGUUCUUUCCUGUUACCACUGGAUCACUCGGCCUGAAGCCAAAGAAAAGGGACUAACUGUGCUAAUAGACAGCAGAUGCUCCCAACCAUCCAGUCUUUGCCUUUCUGCUCUUAAACGGUUCCAGGUCUUGGUUCCUGGCGGUUUAGGAUCCGUGUUGGUCCUGGUGGAGGAGCAGCAGGAGUCCCUUUCCUUAGCUUUAGAUGGGACAGAGACCCACGUAGUGCGCGGUACAGGAGUCCUUCAGCAAUAUGUAGACAGUCAGCAGCUCCCUAAGCAGCUGGAUGGAGACUUCAGUCACAGUCACUCAGACUGGCUGGCAUUCAGACUGAGGUUGGAGAAACUGACGGAGCGUUGUGAGAGCGCCCUCUCUCUGCUCGGAGAAGCACUGCGGUGCCUGGAGAUGGAGGAGAUGCCCAGUGACAUCAAGGCUGUUCCUCAGAGCAUUGACAAACACAGGCAGCUCAUGGCGAGUGUACUGGCUGACCAACGCUUAACUGAACUGCAACAGAGGGGCGGAGCCUGGCUAGCAGGACUGACUACCUGUUCGUCCGGACUGGUGCAGAGGUCACCUGACUGCAGGGCUGCUCUCAAUGCCACUUCGCAGCUCUACGACGGCGUGGACGAUGCCCUCCACCGGCUCGUCCAGGUUUCCAACCGGCGAGGACGUGACCUGGAAGCACUGGGACGACUGGCGGGAAUGGUGGACAAACUGGAAAAGUGUGACAAGGAGAUUGAGCAAGUGCAGUCCCAGCUGGAGGAAUACAAGGACCCUCCUCUGUCUCUCAGCAGGCUGUCGCUGAAGCAGCAGAAGUUCAGAACGUUCAGAGAAACGGCCAACGAGCUGCACAGCGACACUCUGUCGGUGCUCAGCGAUCUGGAGGGCUGGUGCGAGCUGAACUGGGCCGGCCUCAGCGACAUCCAGAUCCGUCUACCCCCCGUGAGGGAGAAGCUGAGAGACAUGUCCCACUGUCUGUCCGACUGCUGGACCACCCUGGACAACACCCAGAGGCUGCUGUCCACGCUGACAGAGGCGACCCAGUGGUGCGACGCGGUCUCCUCCACCCCUUCCUCCCCCACCGCCUCCUCUUCCACCUGCCCGCUGGCGUCCCUUCCUCCAAUCCCCCCGUCUCGCUUCCAGGACGCACGGUCCUUAGCCAUGGAGCUGGGAGGCGGGGCCCUCCUGGACCUCUGGACCCAAACAGUGGAGCGCUACCAGCGGACCGUGGCGCAGGUCAAACCUCGUUUCCUCCACUCCGAGCGGACGCAGAGCCACGGCCAGGGGAAGGCCAAGACGCCGUCCGGCAGCACCUUCUGGGACCUGGUGGGGCCCGACGGGGAGGGCGACUGGGGGCUCGGAGGAGGGGACGGGGGCCUGCAGUCCUGGGGGUCCCUGGCGUCGCUGUUCAGGCCUCAGACCUGCUCCACGCUGAAGAUAGGAGAGGACAAAGGGAACCGGAGGGACGGGUCAGCGGGGAACGGAGGUGGAGCGGGAGGAGCCGGUGGAGGGAAGUUCCUGCAGAACCUCCUGAAUCCUGGGAAGAAAAGUCCCCCAGAGGCCCCGCUCCCUCCCAAACCUCCCAGGAAGCGCCACCCCAGCUUUGACCUCCAGGCUCUCCUGGCCCCCCGCAAAGGCACCGCCACCCCCAAGCCGGAGUCCCCCGUCGGCGGGGCGAGCCGCUCCUCGCCCAUGUCUUGGCUGGGGCGAAAGAACAUGGCGGACCCCGUCAUCGCCACCAGCAUGGCGGCGGCUAUUCCCGGGUGGGGCGUCGGAGUAGCAGGCGGAGGUGGUGUGCUGAUCCGAGGUGUAGAGGUCAGCAGCAAAGAAGUGGUGGAUCACACAGGGUCGCCGCGGCAACACGUCCUGCUCGGGAGGACGGAGAGGGACAUGGGGGCAGACAGGACCGGCUCAACUGCACAGAGUAAACUGUACCUGCUCUGGUGCAGGAUGCUGAGCUCAGAGCGGCAGUACGUCGCCGUCCUGAAGGGAGUUGAAGAGACGUACCUGCCCCUGCUGGAGCUCUCCGACACCCCGGCCUCCAUCAGGGGGAAGGGAGACACGCUCUUCCCCAACUGGGGCAGCCUCAGUACCUUUCACUCGCGGGACCUGCUCCCUGCCAUGGAGGGCGCUCUUGUGCAGAGUUUGUUGCAGCAGGACUGCUUCAGCAAAUAUCGGGAGGAAUUUCUCCAGUAUUCCCACUACAUCCGCUCUAAACCAGAAAUGGAUUCACCUCUGGUCGCACAGGCAGCUGACUUCUUUAAGUCCAAACUCCCCCAGGCGUCCCCCCUCUCCCCUCUGUCUUUCCCUUACUGCCUGCAGGCUCCCAUUCAGAGGCUGGAGCAGUACUGCGAGGCCCUGGAGGAGCUGGGGGGUUUAAAUCUGGCCUCAGACUCCGCCCUCUCCGUCCUGAGACACGCCCAGCGACACGGCGAGGACCUCAGGGCCAGUGACCUCAUCGUCGGCUGUCCGAUCUCAGUGGCAGAUCGUGGCGACCUGGUGAGGCAGGGUGAGCUCACCGUGUGCGGGGGACCUCGGAGGAAGCGAGCGGGUGUCAGGAAUGUCUUCCUCUACCAGCACGCCAUCAUCUUCACCAAGCAGAAGAGCCCGAGUCCGGGUCGCACCGCUUACAACUACAAGCACAGCAUUAAGAUGAGUGAAAUGGGUCUAACUCAGAAUGUCGGCGAUGAGGGAGUGAAGUUUGAAGUCUGGGUCCGACAGGCACCCAGGACCAGAGACUGUAUCACCCUUCAGGCCCAGAAUAGAGCAGGAAGGGAGUCCUGGGCUCAUGACAUAGCCCACCUGCUGUGGACGCACGCCAUAAACAAUACAGAGCUGUGUCUGAAGGAGUCGCUGUGCAUGGGAGUUUCCAGCAAGCUUCUGCUGGACGCUACAGGAACCCCGGGAUCAGAGCUGGACUCCAUCUGCAGUCUCAGCGACAGAGUCCACAGUAGCUGCUCAGACUCGUCCUCUGUGGGCAGCCAGAAGGAGGGGGGAUCCCCGGCGUCUGGGAGGGACCCCAGGUCAAGCUCCGGAUCAACAAGCUAUUCACAGAGUCAUUCUCCCUCUACAGCUGUGUGACUGUCAUCUGAACAAGAGAAGCAGGAACUGCACUCGGGACUCUUCGUGGCUUCCGUCAUCUCUGACUCGACUCGAAACUGGACUUCACCGACUUCCACCCGAAACUUCUCUCGCGCCCUUCAACCUCCUGCGAGAGUGCAGACGACGCCAGGGGGCGGAGGGAUCAGGCGCAGCUGCACCGCUCCGCAUCCAAACAGGAUCAAAAACUCGCCCGUCCCCCCUUCCUUGUUUUAAACCAUGACAAGCGCCGAUGGGGGGGGGGAGAAAGGGUGGCUCUCCGGCGCUCCGCCAUUUUGGGUCUGCCAGUCUCAGCUGCUGGCAGAGUCAUCGACACCGACGGCACUUCAAGCUUGCACAGUGCGGCCAUUGUCUGCCCCGCAACUCCCCACUAGGCCAAACCACUUGGUCUGAACCACUGACUGGCCGACUGUACACAUCACAUGCUCCGGCAUCUGGUAAUAAACAGGAAGUAAUAUGCCGGGUGUAAAUGUGGCGUGGGAUUGCAGAUUUAGGAUGUAUUAUGUACUUUAUCACCCUCAUAACGCUGAAUGGAGACCGUACGCUUUUUUUUGUCUUUUUAUCUGCCCUGUGUUUUAUUUGUAGGUGGGUGUGUGUGUGUGUGUCUCGGGUUAGGUGGGAUUGGAUCUAUGUAAAUGAGGUAACAAGCACACUCACACAGACACACACAAUGCCCCCCCCCCCCCCCCCCCC